Molecule: messenger RNA, 690 nt
Organism: Lasiodiplodia theobromae
Lineage: Eukaryota; Fungi; Ascomycota; Dothideomycetes; Botryosphaeriales; Botryosphaeriaceae
Exons: 1
Coding region: 1-690 (229 amino acids)
Source: RefSeq, a predicted model, not a curated record
AUGGGAACACGUAACCUCACUCUCGUCUACUACAAAGGCGCGUGGCACAUCGCUCAGUACGGCCAAUGGGACGGCUACCCGGAGGGCCAAGGCCUCACCGUCCUCCGCUUCGUCGCGAAUCCCGAGAACGUUUCCAAGCUGAAGGCCGUCAUCGACGCCGGCAACAUGCUCUACGAACCCACGGAGGAGCAGGUCAUGGCCUGGCACGACGAAAGGGCCCGUGCCAAGAGGGAAUACUACAAUCAUCGGUCCCACGUCCUCAUCAGCAAAAUAGAGGAUCUCGAAAAGGAGGAGGCGAACGAGCCCAAAGUGGUCCCGUCCGUCAGCCGCGAUACGUGUGCCAAGAUCCUGGGCCUCGUUGCCAAUGCCACCGAGCCGGUCCCGAUCGUCAAAGAACUAUCGUUCAUCGGCGACACCCUCUUCUGCGAGUGGGCUUACGUGGUUGAUCUUGACGAGGGCGCUGUCGAGGUGUACGCUGGUCUCUACGACGCGCCGAACUUGAUCAAGGAGGGCGCGGAAACCCGCUUCGUGCAGGAUGAGAACUUCAAGGACUGCGAAGCUUUUCCGGAUCUGGUUGGCAAGUGGAUGCUCGACAAUCUUCCCAGUGAGCAUGAAUUCCUGGGCUGGUUCGAAAAGAGCGAAUGCCGUGAAAUUCUGGGCGGCUGUGAUGCUGGAGAGCACGAGAACUGA